This is a messenger RNA of Nothobranchius furzeri (turquoise killifish), 680 nucleotides long. Its product is annotated as small EDRK-rich factor 2. Lineage: Eukaryota; Metazoa; Chordata; Actinopteri; Cyprinodontiformes; Nothobranchiidae. The record is from RefSeq and is a predicted model, not a curated record.
GUGUGUUUGGGCGGAAUGUUCUAGUUUCUGACUAGUUACUUUUUUCUGUCGGCGCAACCAGAGCAGGAAAAGCGACUGGGGAGACGUGCUGGGAGCCAGUGGCCCUUUGGCUGAGCUUAUCUGGAAUUUGACCGAAAGACACGUCGGUUGCUAAAAUGACAAGAGGAAACCAACGUGAGCUUGCACGCCAGAAAAGUGCCAAAAAGCAAACGGAACAGACUAAAGGAAAGCGUAACGAGGACGGGCUUUCUGCAGCUGCACGGAAACAGAGGGAUGCUGAAAUAAUGCAACAAAAGCAGAAAAAAGCAGACGAAUCAGGCGGGAAAAGCAGCACAAAGUCGAAGUGAACGACACCAGAGAUGAAUCUGAGAACUCAUACCUUCAGCUUUCUUCCUAAUAUUUAUAACAAUGAAUUUCCCAUUUUUGUCUCAACUCAAGUAUCCAGGAUUCAACAUUCUUCCAAGUGGAAAAUUACAACGUAUUUGGAUUUGUUAAUUUUACAUAGGGAAAUUAAGACUAUGGUUUAAGGCUUAUUCCACUCUGGUGCUGCAUGCAGACGAGCAUCGGUGGUGUAAGCAGGUUAAAGCUGAACAAGUCUUGACAAACAUGUAACAUUUGUGUAUUUUUGUACAAACGUGUUUCCCUCGCUGGUUUUGAAUAAACUGUAUCUUUUUAGUUCA